CACGUCUCGAUAAUAUAGCAUGCACUUGCACACUGCCCCCCUCUUCCUCUUUCUCUCUCACUCACAUUUUUCCCCCAUCCCAUAAACGCCAUUGAAGCAGUUCGACCAAGCUCCGGCAAAAACACUCUCUACUUUCAACCACUUGCCAUGGCUUCCAUGGUUGAGGACUUUCCAGCUCCGGUUGUAUCGGCUCGGAACUGAAGCGGUGGACGCCGGCGAUAUCUCCAAUUCCGGCUUCGGAGGGGUAGGUUUCAUGGUGAGUUACAGAGGCUUGGAUGAUGAUCAUUAAUUGCUUUUGAUUGAUUUGAGGAAGUUUUUUCCUCGAAUAAUAUAUAUUUCCCGUUCACAUGCUGUAUUGAGUCUGAUUUAAGCAUUCGUUCUAUUUGAUUCCACCAUUGAGACCUCUUUCACAUGGAUUUUGUCACUGAGAGUGAGUGAAAAUCUUUUAUCCGCCAUUGAAGCAAAGCAAAGCAACCACCGAGACGACGGCCAUAGUUAAUUUUAUUCGUUUUGGAGGUCAAAUCAUUUUUUCCAGAGCUCUAAUGGAGGGAGCAAUCAAUGGAUUUCUUAAACGGUAUCUAUUGUACUUCAUGGCUAUGUGCUUAACCUUAACAAUGGAGAGUUCAUUAGUUGCUUCUCUAUCUCCCGAUGGAGAAGCGCUUCUCUCUCUCAUAUCUGCUGCUGGUCCUUCUGUUCUUGCCUCUUGGAAUCCAUCUAGCCAAAACCCUUGUUCUUGGGAAGGAAUCACUUGUUCUCCUCAGAACAGAGUCAUUUCAUUAUCUCUUCCUAAAACGUUCUUAAACCUCUCUGUUUUGCCUCCUGAGUUGUCUUCUUUAUCUUCUCUGCAACUUCUUAAUCUCUCUUCCACCAAUGUAUCUGGCUCAAUCCCCUCCUCUUUUGGCCUACUCACUCAUCUUCGCCUGUUGGACCUUUCAUCCAACGAUCUCUAUGGUCCAAUUCCUCCUCAGCUUGGUUCUCUUUCUUCACUUCAAUUCCUUUUCCUGAAUUUCAAUAGACUUUCUGGUAAGAUUCCUCCGCAGCUUGCUAAUCUGGCUUCUCUGCAAAUUCUUUGCCUCCAAGACAAUUUGUUUAAUGGCUCUAUACCAUCACAAUUUGGUUCUUUGCUGUCUCUUCAAGAGUUUCGAAUCGGAGGGAAUCCGUUUCUUUCUGGAGAGAUUCCGUCACAGAUGGGGCUGCUUACUAAUCUCACUACAUUCGGGGCAGCGGCUACGGCGCUUUCGGGGGCUAUACCGUCUACAUUUGGGAACUUAAUCAACCUCCAAACUUUGUCACUCUAUGAUACUGAGAUAUCUGGUUCAAUACCUCCUGAGUUGGGGCUUUGUUCUGAGCUAAGGGAUUUGUAUUUGCAUAUGAACAAGCUCAAUGGUUAUAUUCCUCCUCAGCUGGGUAGGUUGCAGAAGCUUACUAGUUUGUUUCUCUGGGGCAAUGCUCUAUCUGGGUCGAUACCGUCGGAAAUUUCAAAUUGUUCGGCUCUAGUUGUUUUUGAUGCGUCGGAGAAUGAUCUUUCUGGUGAAAUCCCAAGUGAUUUAGGGAAGUUGGUUGUUCUUGAACAGUUUCAUGUAUCGGACAAUUCGAUCUCGGGUGCGAUACCGUGGCAGCUAGGCAACUGCACAAGCUUGACUGCCCUUCAGCUUGAUAAUAAUCAACUAUCAGGUGUAAUUCCACCAGAACUUGGCAAUUUGAGAUCCCUGCAAAGCUUUUUCUUAUGGGGGAAUUCUGUGUCAGGAUCCAUACCAUCUUCCUUUGGCAACUGCACUGAGUUAUAUGCCUUUGAUCUUUCAAGAAACAAGCUCACUGGGGUAAUCCCAGAAGAAAUUUUCAGCUUGAAGAAGCUGAGCAAGCUUUUGCUCCUCGGAAAUUCUUUAUCUGGCGGGUUGCCUCAAAGCGUCGCAAAUUGUCAAUCAUUAGUGAGGUUGAGGCUUGGAGAAAACCAGCUUUCAGGCCAGAUUCCGAAGGAGGUAGGACGGUUGCAAAAUCUCGUCUUUCUCGACUUGUAUAUGAAUCAUUUUUCGGGUGGCCUUCCGCCUGAGAUUGCUAAUAUUACAGUUCUUGAGCUACUUGAUGUGCAUAAUAACUAUAUAACUGGUGAAAUUCCUCCCCAGCUUGGGGAGUUGGUGAACUUGGAGCAGCUCGAUCUCAGUCGAAACAGCUUCACCGGUGAAAUUCCUGAGAGCUUUGGAAACUUCAGUUAUUUGAAUAAACUUAUUCUCAACAAUAAUCUACUGACAGGGUCAAUUCCGAAGUCCAUCAAGAACCUGGAGAAACUAACUCUACUUGAUUUGAGUUACAACAGUCUCUCUGGUACCAUACCACCAGAAAUUGGUUACAUGAAGAGCUUGUCGAUCAGUUUGGACUUGAGCUCGAAUGGGCUUACCGGAGAAAUUCCCGAGGCGAUGUCCAGUUUGACACAGUUACAAUCACUUGAUCUUUCCAAUAACAUGCUUUCUGGAAACGUUAAAGUGUUGGGUCUCUUGACUAGUCUCACUUCUCUCAAUAUCUCCCACAACAAUUUCUCAGGUCCUAUGCCUGUAACGCCAUUUUUUAAAACGCUACCACGAGAUGCUUAUGAUCAGAAUGUGAAUCUUUGUAAAUCACUCAAUGGAUUUACUUGUUCUUCGAGUUCGAUGCGAAGAACUGGCUUAAAGUCUGUAAAAGCUGCUGCUUUGAUUACCAUCAUUCUUGCUGCAGUUCUCAUCCUAAUUUUUGCAUUGUGGAUAGUAGUUUCACGAAAUCGCAAGUACAUGGCAGAGAAACAUUCCAGGACGUCGUCCCCUGCAUCGGCUGCCGAGGAUUUCUCUUAUCCAUGGACCUUCAUCCCAUUUCAGAAGCUCAAUUUUACCAUAGAUAACAUCUUGGAAUCCAUGAAGUACGAAAACAUAAUUGGAAAAGGUUGUUCUGGGGUUGUUUAUAAAGCAGAUAUGCCAAAUGGUGAAUUAGUUGCAGUGAAGAAACUAUGGAAAACGAAGCAGGAUGAAGAAGCAGUUGACUCGUGUGCAGCGGAGAUUCAAAUUCUCGGGCAUAUUCGACAUCGAAACAUAGUGAAGCUCAUUGGUUAUUGCUCUAAUAGAAGCGUCAAGCUACUUCUCUACAACUACAUUUCCAAUGGUAAUCUACAACAACUCUUGCAAGGAAACAGGAAUUUGGACUGGGAAACUAGGUAUAAAAUUGCAGUUGGGACAGCACAGGGUCUAGCUUAUCUUCAUCAUGAUUGUGUGCCUGCAAUUCUUCACAGAGAUGUCAAGUGCAAUAACAUACUUCUAGACUCCAAGUUUGAAGCUUAUCUAGCAGAUUUCGGCCUAGCAAAGUUGAUGAAUGCUCCAAAUUAUCACCACGCAAUUUCGAGAGUAGCAGGUUCUUACGGUUAUAUAGCCCCAGAAUACGGAUAUACCAUGAAUAUAACCGAGAAGAGUGAUGUCUAUAGCUAUGGAGUUGUUCUACUAGAGAUACUAAGUGGCCGUAGCGCAGUUGAGGCACGAGUUGGAGACGGUCUUCACAUUGUUGAAUGGGUGAAGAAGAAGAUGGCAAGCUUCGAGCCUGCUAUAUCGAUACUCGACGCAAAGCUCCAAGGCUUACCAGAUCAGAUGGUUCAAGAAAUGCUUCAAACACUUGGUAUAGCCAUGUUUUGUGUUAACUCCUCUCCAGCAGAAAGGCCAACAAUGAAGGAAGUGGUAGCAUUAUUGAUGGAGGUGAAGAGUCCUCCAGAAGAAUGGGGCAAAACCUCCCAACCUCUGAUAAAGCAGUCCUCAAAUUUAAGUUCAAAUAAUUCUUGCUUACCCACAAGAAAAUUGGGGUGAGAAUUGAGGGAAAUGGUUGAAAUAGAGAGAUCUUUGUGGCAUCUAAUUGAACUUUGCAAUCUUGUACAGCUUUUGUUUAAUGGAAGAGAU
This is a messenger RNA of Cucurbita maxima (winter squash), 3905 nucleotides long. Its product is annotated as probable LRR receptor-like serine/threonine-protein kinase At1g34110. The record is from RefSeq and is a predicted model, not a curated record. Gene Ontology annotation, biological process: protein phosphorylation. Lineage: Eukaryota; Viridiplantae; Streptophyta; Magnoliopsida; Cucurbitales; Cucurbitaceae. The coding region runs from base 543 to 3815 and encodes 1090 amino acids. The transcript is spliced from 2 exons. Gene Ontology annotation, molecular function: protein binding; ATP binding; protein kinase activity.